Messenger RNA from Taeniopygia guttata (zebra finch), 1979 nucleotides. NCBI's taxonomy places the organism in Eukaryota, Metazoa, Chordata, Aves, Passeriformes, Estrildidae. The record is from RefSeq and is a predicted model, not a curated record.
AGGAUCAGCCCCCUCUCUCUCUCACACAUAAAUAUAGAUUAUAUUAUGGAUAAAAAAUACGUCUUUCUCUCUAUUCAAAAAGUGGAAAAAUAGAGGAAAAGAAGGGGUUGUGCCCAAAAAGGAUGAGGCUGGGAGGAGCCGUUUGAUUCCAGGAGCUCCUGUGAUGUGCCUGUGGGAAUGAAAAGGGGGAAUCAAAGCAAAUCCCCGGCUGGGCUCGGAGAGUGUGGCGAGCUGAGGUCCUGCGAGGUGUGUACAGCCAGCAGCCACCCCCACAACGGCACCGGCUGCGUCUGGGUGGGCUGCGGGACCCCCGAGGAGCCAGGAGCCGGGAGCUGCGUGCAGAGGGGCUCGGCAGUGCGGGACACCUGCGCACUCUUCAACAGCAGCGCCCUGUGCCGAGCACUGAAGUCUCACACGGAAGAGCCUCCACGAUCCCAUAGCAAGGAGCCAGUGACACACUCCACAAGGACCACCACCAGCAGUGCCCCGCUGACGGGCAGCCCCGAGUUCCACCCGCCCGGCUUCGACACGGCGAGUUUCAUCGGGGGCAUCGUGCUGGUGCUGUGCGUCCAGGCCGUCGCCUUCUUCCUCAUCAAGUUCAUCAAGUCAAAGGACAGCACCUACCAAACGCUAGAGGACAACCAGUAGGUUCUGGGUGCCGGUGGCACUGGGGAGGGGGUGUCCCCCCGCACCCCGCGGCUUCACCCUCGCCUGGCACCUCCCCGGGCAGAGGGGGGCGUGGGCCCUCCCUCCUGGUGUGCAUGACGGCUGUUUCCCAACCGGUUUUGCUGUUUCCUGCGAGUUGUUAGGGAUGGAAAGGAAGGGGGUCCCCCCUCGCCCCCUUUCUGGCACGGAGCCCCUCGGGGGGGCAGCCCCUUACAGCCCCUUCUGCCGCCUGGGUGAGGUGUCCCCAGUGCCCCCAGCCUCCCCCUGAGCCUCCUUGACAGCGUGGGGACUGCAGGGCUCCCAGUUUGGCCCCAGUUUGGCCCCAGUUUGGCCCCAGUUUGGCCCCAGUUUGGCCCCAGUUUGGCCCCAGCAGCCCCCUUCCCACUCUCAGCACCCUGCCCCACUGCCUCCCCACAGUCCCUGGGGCCAGGGGGACCCUCUUCCCCUCGUGGGUGUUUUUCCCGCUGGCAUUUUGGCUGGAGCACCCCACCACGGCCCGACACCCCCCGUGCCCCCCAGCCCCCCGUGCCCGCCAGAGGAGCGGAGCCAGGGCCUUGCUGUGUGCUUUUGCUGUGCCUCUGUGUGCUCUGGGGGGGCUUGGGGGGUUCCCUCUGCCCCGCCCUCUUUCUGUGUGCUGUUUUGGGGAGGGGGCUGCGUGUCGUGUGCUGUGGGGUGACACUUGUUUCUCGGGCUGCCCCCCAUUAAACUCUGCCAGGUGGUGUUUGUGUUGUGUCCGGGGUUGCUGUGGCUGGGGGGGGUGCAGGGGAUCCCCCCUCCCUCCAGGGCAGUCCAACCCUCCCCCAUGGUGUGGGUGGGCACUGGGACCCCCUCAGCACCCCCUCCCUGGGGGCUGCGAGUGGCUGGGACCCCCAGGGUGAAGCCCCCAGCACCUUUCCUGCUACUCUCCUCUCUGUCCAACACACCAGGAUCUGAGCUCCAGGCUGGGGGGUCGCUGUCCCCGUCCUCCCCAGGUGAAGAGGCCGCUGCUGGUGUCACCCUGCCCGCGGCCGGACUGUCCCCGCCCCACACCAGCACUAUGCAAAGCCGGGACAGCGGGGCGGGACACCCCCCGCCCGUCCCCACCCCGGGGGAUGCUCCGGGGCUUUGUGCCUCCGGCUGCUGCCGGGGGUGCAGCUGGGCCGGGGGGCCCAUCCAGCCUAAAUCCCACCCAGGGGACCCAGGGCAUCCAGGAAUGGAGGACACCUGGCCAAGGGUGGCAGUGGGGGACCCUUGGCUGGCCCCAGCCCCACACCGGGCAGAGCCCGAGCUGGAACGGGGAGGGGGGCAGAAACCAAUAAAGGAUUUUCCUGUAA